Molecule: messenger RNA, 3424 nt
Organism: Eublepharis macularius
Lineage: Eukaryota; Metazoa; Chordata; Lepidosauria; Squamata; Eublepharidae
Gene: ETF1
Product: eukaryotic translation termination factor 1
Exons: 11
Coding region: 212-1525 (437 amino acids)
Biological process (GO): cytoplasmic translational termination
Cellular component (GO): translation release factor complex; cytosol
Molecular function (GO): sequence-specific mRNA binding; translation release factor activity, codon specific
Source: RefSeq, a predicted model, not a curated record
CGGAGGAGAGGCGAGGCGAGGGAGGGGGCCGAGCAGGAGAGGCGGAGGGGGAAGGAAGGAAGGAAGAAGCCGGUGAGCGACGUCACAAGCGCCGCCGCGAGGAGCCCUUUCGCCGCCCUCCGGGUAGGGGAGCCGGAGCGCGGGAGGAGGCGGAGGCGGCGGCCGGGCCUGAGCCGCGCAGGAGGGGCGGUGGAGGAGGAGGAGGGAGAAGAUGGCGGACGAUCCCAGCGCUGCCGACAGGAACGUGGAGAUCUGGAAGAUCAAGAAGCUCAUCAAGAGCCUCGAGGCGGCGCGCGGCAAUGGCACCAGCAUGAUAUCAUUGAUCAUUCCCCCCAAAGACCAGAUUUCACGAGUGGCAAAAAUGUUAGCCGAUGAGUUUGGUACAGCAUCCAACAUUAAAUCGCGAGUGAAUCGCCUUUCGGUCCUUGGCGCCAUUACAUCUGUACAGCAACGACUAAAACUUUAUAACAAAGUACCUCCGAAUGGUCUGGUGGUUUACUGUGGAACAAUUGUGACGGAAGAAGGAAAAGAGAAGAAAGUGAACAUCGACUUUGAACCUUUCAAACCAAUUAAUACAUCCUUGUAUUUGUGCGAUAAUAAAUUCCAUACAGAGGCUCUUACAGCACUACUGUCAGAUGACAGCAAGUUUGGCUUUAUUGUAAUAGAUGGUAGUGGAGCCCUCUUUGGCACUCUUCAAGGAAACACCAGAGAAGUGCUGCAUAAAUUCACAGUGGAUCUCCCAAAGAAGCAUGGAAGAGGAGGUCAGUCUGCCUUGCGUUUUGCUCGCUUGAGGAUGGAGAAGCGGCACAACUAUGUUAGGAAAGUAGCUGAGACGGCCGUGCAGCUGUUCAUUUCUGGCGACAAAGUGAACGUGGCUGGUCUCGUGUUAGCAGGAUCGGCUGACUUCAAAACUGAACUGAGCCAGUCAGACAUGUUUGAUCAGCGAUUGCAGUCCAAAGUACUAAAGUUAGUUGACAUCUCAUACGGUGGUGAAAAUGGAUUCAAUCAAGCCAUUGAAUUGUCCACUGAGGUCCUGUCUAAUGUGAAAUUCAUUCAAGAAAAGAAACUAAUAGGCCGAUAUUUUGAUGAAAUCAGCCAGGACACGGGAAAGUACUGUUUUGGUGUUGAAGACACUCUAAAAGCCUUAGAAAUGGGAGCAGUAGAGAUCCUGAUAGUUUAUGAGAACCUGGAUAUAAUGAGAUAUGUUCUCCAUUGCCAAGGCACAGAAGAGGAGAAGAUUCUCUAUUUGACACCAGAGCAAGAAAAGGAUAAAUCCCACUUCACAGACAAAGAGACUGGACAAGAACACGAGCUGAUAGAAAGCAUGCCCCUCCUUGAGUGGUUUGCUAAUAACUACAAGAAAUUUGGAGCCACGUUGGAAAUUGUGACGGACAAGUCACAGGAAGGAUCCCAGUUUGUGAAAGGAUUUGGUGGAAUUGGAGGUAUCUUGCGGUACCGAGUGGACUUCCAGGGCAUGGAAUACCAAGGAACAGACGAUGAAUUUUUUGACCUCGAUGACUACUAGGUAGUCGACCUGGGUCUGGCAAAAUGUGCCUCACCCCUCCAGCAUCCAACCCAAGGAGCAAACUCGUGAUGGAAAACAAAACAGAUCCCUGCCUUAGAAUUGGAGUAUUUCCAGAACUUUAUCCAGAAACACCGGGUUUAAAACAAAAGGAAACCCUACUGAUUUGUCAUAGUGUCAGUACAGCAGCAAUCUACUAAGUUUCUAUAAUGCCAUUUUGGACUAAUUUAAAAAAAAAAAGAAAUCCCAAUUUUUACUUUUACUUAAUGGUGAAAUUGGUUGCUCUUGUAUUUUAAGAAAAUGAUUUUUUCAACCUUCAUGCUACAUUAACUGCUGUAAACCUUCAUGGGGGGGUGGAAUUAAUAGAAAGAUUAUACUGGUUUGUUUCUUAUUUUGAUUGGAGACAAUUUAUUGCUGCGUUUUGCAGUGACAUGACCCAUUUACAUGGCGUUCUUGGCUUAGACUGCGGCAGAAGAAUCUUAGGGAGAAAUUGUUCCCGUUAUUCUCACUCUGCGAUGGUGGAGGCAUGAGGAAUUAAAAACAGUGACAUGCCAGCUUGACAGGUGUGACUUGCAAAUUCAGAUGGUCUGGGAAGUCCACCCAUUUUUAUUCAUAAGAUUGCAACAGCACUGCUUGUAUAAAUCAGAAUGUUUUAUUCAUGGCAAUUGACGUGCCAGGGUCUCGGCAGGCUUGAUUGGGGAUGCGAGUUGUGUGGCCUUCACUCUUCCCUCUUGUCAGUCAAUAAACAAGUUUCCACAAGCAAGCUAACGCUUCUUAUGCUUGAUUCUAUUCUUUAUUAGGGUUUUGGGACUUUUUAAAUACUUCCCCCCCCCCUUUUUGCUUUGGGGACUGCAUAAGAUGUCUUGAUGGAUCAACAAGUUUAAAAAAAAGAAUUCCCAAACGGCUUUCAAUACGAGUAGCUAGCACAAUGUGACUGACUUAAUCCUUGGCAGAGGUGGCUGUGAAGCAUUUGGUGUUUUUUAAAGAAUAUUGGUAAGUUUUUUUUUUAGAAGCUUGGCGCCAAAGGUUCACUUUCAACACUGUGGCAUAGCACAGCACGUGGAAGGCAGGAAGCAGACCUGCCUUUAUUCCCCUGGUUUUCUAAAGGAUACUCUGAUAUUUUAGUGCCUAGCUCUGUUCACUUCCAACUCUUGUGUCUCUUGUAAUGCUCAGAAGCUCCCCAACUUGCAGACAUUGCGCAUCAUACCAAUAAUCCUGUCUCACUUGAAUCAAAGGGAGAGUUUGUCUUUAAAACUAUACCUUCCCAUCACAGUGUAUUCCUAAAGAGGUCCAAAAUGACUUUCUGUCAGUGUGAGCAAUAGAAUUUGUAUCUUUUUAUAACUCAGCAAGCAGGCAGUGUUUGCCAUCGUCCACAAGAAGUGUUCACGUUGGGCAGAGUCUUUUAACAGAGGCCCUUUGUGGGUCUGGAUGUGCAAUUGGGUUUGCAGAACGCCUGAUCACAAGCAUUCUUGUGCUCUUCGAAGCAGUACACUUCGAUUUUGCCAUGGUAAAUGGGUCUGCUGUGACAUGACAAGAGCAGGAAAAAAAAAUUGGGUGUAAAUUUACAUUUUUUAAAAUAUACUGCUUGUUUCACAUUUAGGGUAUGCAGCUCCUUUUUUUCCUUUUUUGUAGUUUUAUUUUUACUAUUUAAGUUUGGAAAUGAUGCCAAAUUUUUGUAUCUCUUUAAUCAAUGUGUUAUCUCUGGUGAUAUAUAUUGCAUUAUAUAUUGAUGUGUAUAUCAAUAUAUACUGAUAUGUAUUACACUUACACAAACACAUUACAAGGGUGAAAAUCCUAGCCUUUUUGCAUACUACGUAGCCUCUUCAGAGAGCUCCCAGCAGUGAUAUCUUGGUGUUGUGAUGUACAGAAAUGGAGAAGAGUAUUAAACCAUAUUUAAGAAUA